AUGUAACAGACACUCUGCCAUAUUUCCAACUCAGUCUCCCAUUCUUCACCCAAUUUAGAAGGGGAGAAAGAGUAGAGAAUGGCCGGAAUCUCAGUGCUCAGAGGCACCACCGCUUACGGCCGCUUGCCUCUGUUUCAUUACCCUCAGUUGCCGGUAUCUAUAAGCGUAUCAGCAAGCAAGCAAAAAUACGGUCGUGGAAAGUUUUCCCUCUUCGCUCGAUACUCGCAGUCACAGGACGUGUUCACCACGCGUCUUCAAGAUAGCAUUGAGAACUUGCCGAAACUUGUGGAGGAUAUUAUACAGACAUCCAUAAAUACAGGCCCUCGUGGUGCUCUUAGACUAGCUCAAGGUAUACAAGCUGUUAUUGGUGUUGGUAGCGAGUGGCUGGCUGAUGCUUCUAAGACAGCAAGUUCGCCUAGUGGAUUAGCGACUGAGUUGCAGCUUGGAUUAUUAUCACCCGUUUACUUGAGGAAAUUAUUCGAGCGCAUGGGGGCAACUUAUAUUAAGUUAGGCCAGUUAAUAGCAUCUGCACCAACAUUAUUUCCUCCAGAGUAUGUCCAGGAGUUUCAGUACUGUUUCGACAGAGCUCCUUCAGUUCCGUUCCAAGAGAUUCAAGCAAUUUUGCGUGAGGAAUUAGGCAAGCCGAUUGAUAGUGUCUUUGAGUACGUGGACCCUACGCCAUUAGCUUCUGCAUCCAUAGCGCAGGUGCACGGUGCUAGGAUAAAGGGUACUCAAGAGGAUGUAGUGAUAAAGGUUCUAAAACCGGGAAUAGAAGAUAUCUUGGUCGCAGAUUUGAACUUUGUGUAUGUUGUUGUGCGCAUCUUGGAGUUUUUGAGCCCCGAAUUGAGCAGAGCAUCUCUGGUUGCGAUUGUCAAAGAUAUAAGGGAGUCGAUGCUCGAAGAAGUCGACUUUAAGAAGGAGGCUAAAAAUGUAGAGUCUUUUAAGCGAUAUUUGGAAGCUAUGGGACUAACGAGGCAGGCUACAGCUCCAAAAGUAUAUCCAGAGUACAGCACUACUCGGGUUCUUACAAUGGAGAGGCUUUACGGAGUUCCUCUCACAGACUUAAACUCCAUUAACACUCUCGUUCCGAAUCCAGAGACUAGCCUGAUAACUGCCUUAAAUGUCUGGUUUGGUAGCUUGCUUGCAUGCGAAUCCUUUCAUGCAGACGUACACGCAGGCAAUCUGUGGUUAUUGCGUGAUGGACGUAUUGGGUUUCUCGACUUUGGAAUUGUCGGGCGCAUAUCUCCAAAAACUUGGGGUGCCAUGGAGAUAUUUCUGGCUUCAUUAGCAACUGAAGAAUACGAGUCAAUGGCUUCUUCCUUGAUCGAUAUGGGUGCUACGAGCCAAAAUGUCGACUCUAAGGCAUUUGCAAGAGAUCUCGAAAAUAUAUUUUCCUCCAUACAGGAUUUGGACACAGAAAUAAUUGUUGCUGCUGCCAGAGAACCAAAUACUAACGCCACUGCAGUUUCUGCCAAUCUUCGUGUCGACGAGAGACAAAUGAAUGCACUGUUUCUUGAUUUGGUUCGAGUAAGUGAAUCGUAUGGGCUGAGAUUUCCCAGGGAGUUUGCGCUUCUUAUGAAGCAGCUUCUUUAUUUCGACCGAUACACUCGACUGUUGGCUCCCAAUUUGAACAUGCUGAGAGAUCAGAGGAUAACUAUUGCUUCAAAUCAGAGCAGCAGAAGCACUUACCGGUGAAGUUUCAUAAUAAUGGCAGCAGUGUGUAUAUCUUUCUUUACUGUGGGGUGAUAUUGUAAGAAUUUACUCCUUAAGCAAUUAUUCCCCUUAAAACUCCCUCAGUAUAUAAAUAUAUAUUUGAAAUCAAUAUAGACUGUUGUAUAUAAAUAUGGAACAAGCUGAUAGAUCCUUCUAUAUAUAUAUAUAUAUAUCGAGUAAGUUGCCUCGUAUGGAUUU
Molecule: messenger RNA, 1911 nt
Organism: Erythranthe guttata (spotted monkey flower)
Lineage: Eukaryota; Viridiplantae; Streptophyta; Magnoliopsida; Lamiales; Phrymaceae
Product: putative aarF domain-containing protein kinase At5g05200, chloroplastic
Cellular component (GO): plasma membrane; plastoglobule
Source: RefSeq, a predicted model, not a curated record